Messenger RNA from Hibiscus syriacus, 744 nucleotides. RefSeq names its product WEB family protein At1g75720-like. NCBI's taxonomy places the organism in Eukaryota, Viridiplantae, Streptophyta, Magnoliopsida, Malvales, Malvaceae. The record is from RefSeq and is a predicted model, not a curated record. The transcript has 6 exons. Bases 25 to 660 code for a protein of 211 amino acids.
AUACCUGAAAAGUUCUGUAUAGCCAUGGAGGCGGAGGAAGGCGGCGGCAUCACCAUCGUUGGACGGGCGGAGAUCGAUACUCGACCACCCUUUCGCUCGGUUAAGGAGGCGGUCAUGUUAUUUGGAGAAAAAGUUCUGGUUGCAGAAAUUUAUGGCAACAAGCUCAAAGAGAUGAGAGUUCAAGUAGGAGAAAGCGGGAAAGGCCAAUCCAAGAUCGCAGCCCUAACGUCGGAGCUAGAAGAAACAAAGCAAAGCCUGCAAAGGACCAAAGAGGAAGCCAACUCAAUGUCGUUCAGCAUAAAAGUACUAAAAGAAGAGCUUGAAAAAACGAAAAACGAUCUGCAGAAGUUCAGGGAAAAGGAGUUUCAGAAGCAGCGGUUCGAGCCUGACAGUGAAGACUUCAAGUUCAUCGAAGAAGCAACCAAAGUGGGCUUCACAAAACCAUGCGACCAGAAGAAGAGAUACGUGAAAUUUGCUAGCCCUCCUUCAUUAGCUCAAGUUAUUGUCAACAAAGAGGAAAUGGUGGAAAAACCAGUUAAGAAAGUUAGAAGGAAGCCAACAAUCUCCAUGAUCGGAUGGCUUUUUGCCAAGAAGAAAGGAAGACGAGAAGAUGAUCAGUCCCCGAGAACAAAUGACUUUCAGAGGCACUUGCUGUUCUAGGUGAGCUUGCAGGGUUAGUUGCCACCAGGAUAAAUACAAUGCAGAGCUUGUGUGAUAAUCAUAGAUCAUUGCCCUGAAUUUUGA